AUGGGGGAAGGGAAUGUGUGGCAGAAGUGCAAUGUGGGAGCUUUCGGUCUCAGCCCUACAAUCCUUGGCACGCCUGAUGUGCUGCCUUUAGUACUUAAAGCCGCGAAAGUCACUGUUCAAAAUUGUCGACAUGCACCAGAUGACUUUUCGGAGGCCUCCAACGUUUCUCAGGGUCUCUGUGUGCUUCUCAAGGGCGUCGCAACUGAGCUUAAGAAUCCGAAGUCGCCGCUUCGCAAGGAUGACAGGGUUGCGAAAGAGUUCGCGGUUCAUUUCAAGAAUUGCCAGACGUCCCUAGAACCUCUCUCGGACCUUAUCUCUAAGCAUAAAAGCCUCGCAACUCCGAAUAAAAGGCUCAUUGAUCGACUGCGCUUCUCAAAAAAAGAUUAUCUGGAAUACAGAGGCAAUCUUGCCUUCUACACGGCUCAGCUCUCUGAGUUCCUGCAUACGGUUGGUCUGGGCUCAUUAGGACGUAUCGAGCAGAAUGUGGAAGACAUCAAAGACUUUCUACCGGAUUUGAUGAUCAAAAUAGAUCAAAUGUUUGCUGAAGUUCGCCUCACAGAGGAUAAAGAGUCAUAUCUGUCAGACUACACCGAUGACGAGAAAUUUGUAUGGAAAGCCUUCCGAAGCAAACUGAACAAGGCCGGUUUCACGAGUCGAGUGCUACAAGAGCAUGAAUCUGCUAUCUUCCUCAGAAUCGAGGAGCUGAGUGAAUGUGGUCUACUCGACGCAAGUGGCUCUUUGCGGACGUGUUCGGAGGAUGAAGUCCUGUCUCCAAUGCUCACAUCUCAGCCGCGACCAUCGAGCAUAGCUGACGAUAAAAGUGACUCCGACGCUGAGACAAUAAUUAGUCCCGCUGCGGGCAAGGUAGAUAAUGCCCAUCAACCGGUGGACGAGGAGACAAUGACUUCAAACGAAAAUUUGCCAAUAGGUGCCGAACAAGAGCGGAAUGACAUUACUCACAUAAAGACAAGUCUCUCGGGAGUGACUGAAGAUUAUACAAAUGCGGAUCACGUCUUUGUUCCUAGCCCGUUACCCGAGAGUCCAUUAGCUCGUGUAUGGCAGGACUCGAAGGGAAGAAACAUUGAAAAGGGGGUGUUGAAUGGGACUGAGAUAGUCAAUAAUGAGCUCUUCGUUAUCAUCGUGGAUCGAGAUGGGCACAAAUUCUCCAUACCCCGUUUGAACUUGUGCAAAAAUGAUCUAGCAUACGUAGACAAAGCGAUGAGCUCCAAUUCCACGCAGCAAUCACAUACUACCAAUAGUGAUCCAAAGAAAUCCUCUGAAUCUGCACAUCGCGGCAAGGCCUCCAAAAGCCUCUAUAUACCAUCAGAAGAUCCUACUGAGCUUCCGCAACGUACUCGUCCAGAGAUCCUCAUAGGAAAGCGGACAAAAUCUGACAUUAUCUGGAAAUAUCGCCGGCCAGGACAUGAGCGGCCUUCGCCAGCACCACAUCGUCCAAGGCAUUUACUUACAAAUGAUGCGCUUCCUGAAGCGGCUGCUGAAGGCGAUUUGAGGCAGGUCAGACGACUCCUUGGGCUCGGCGAGCACAUUGAAUCCAGAGGUCCCAAGUCAUGGACGGAGUCAUUUCAAACCCGGGAUAGUGAUGGUAAUCCUGUUACUGAACAAAAGAGGCAUUCUUUCCUAGAAACAACAGCACUAUAUAGGGCCGCUUCAGCGGGCUGGCUUGAUGUUGUUCAUCUCCUUCUACGGCGAGGAGCCGAUGUUGACACAAGGAACAGGUACGACGGUAAACCAGGCGACCCAGUUCUAUUCCAGGUAGUCAGUAGUGGUCAAGUGGAAAUUGCGAGAUUACUUUUAGAGUAUGGUGCAAGACUCAUCCGAUGUCGCAAUCGAACCGCACUUCACCUAGCUAGCAGUCAGCCAAAACUCAGCAUUGUGCAAUUAGUCUUGGAUUACGGUGCCUCUAUUAACCCUAAAGAUUCUCUAAAGCAAACACCACUCUAUCUCGCCACAUGCAGAGGCUUCACGAGCAUCGUGCAAUUACUACUAGAAGAAGGCGCAGGGAGGGAUACGUUGACACUGAAAGGCCAAAGUGCGAUCUACAAGGCUGCCGGUCAUGUUCGCUCUGAUAUUGUGAGGCUCUUACUGCAGUAUGGCGCAGAUCCCAGCAUGGGUCGUGGUCGUUACGGAGAAACCGCGAUCUACAAAGCUGCAUGGUACAAUGGCUUGGAGACUGUAGAUCUGUUCCUCGCGUUCGAAGCCGACGUAAAUAUCCCCAAUAAUGAGAAGAUGGAGAAAUACAAUGGCUUGGGCGAAAAGGUGUUGCACGGCGUGCUCGGCGGUCUCGCUAAAGAUCACGCCGUAAUGAAUACCUGGGGCAAAACCGCACUUCACGCCGCUGCAUACCAAGGUCAUACAGAGAUGCAAACUGCCCUGUACCUGGCCGCCAGCCAGAAGCGCGAGCGCGCGAUGCAAGCUCUUCUCAAAGCCGGAGCAAAAUUGGAGACCGAGAAGCACGAUCCCGUUCUUUCUUUGAUCAACGAACGCCGGAAAAGGCGAGAACUUGGGAGCAAAGAGAUUCAGCAGAGACAAAGACUGGAUGUGGCAAAGUUAGGCACCUCCGAUCCGCUCGUAGCUCUUGUCGCCAACUUCACCAAAAUGUGGUCCGAAUCAAGACGGGCGAGGACAACUUAA
Messenger RNA from Bacidia gigantensis, 2652 nucleotides. RefSeq lists its product as uncharacterized. The transcript has 3 exons. The record is from RefSeq and is a predicted model, not a curated record. Gene Ontology annotation, molecular function: protein binding. NCBI's taxonomy places the organism in Eukaryota, Fungi, Ascomycota, Lecanoromycetes, Lecanorales, Ramalinaceae. Bases 1 to 2652 code for a protein of 883 amino acids.